AUGGGUCAGCAAAAUUCCAAAUCAUCAACCUUUGUCGAUUUCGAACCCGCCCUCACAUCAGCUCAUCCUCCUACCAGUCCCAGCCAAACUUUCUCGGCAUUUCCAUCAUCUGGUCCCGACCCUUUUCACCACUCUCCACCUCCACAUCGCAUUACUUCUCCGACUCCUCAGCCCUGCUCUCCAGCAUUCUACCAUGCACCGCACUCGGCACCUGUCGUUCCGGUCACCACCAAACCCAAAGGUCUAAUCCGUUCCCUAUCAGCUAAGAGGAGAGGUGAAUCUCGUCGACCCUCUGGAUCCGAAAUUGAACCCGAACUACCGCCUGUGGGAAAUAUCAAAGCGCUCAAAACACUAGGUCAAGUCGAUCUGAAAGCUUCAAUGAGGGAAUUCGAAGAACUAGUCCAAAAAGCUGAAAUUGACGCUGGAAUCAGAGCUCCUUCACCUCCUACACAAGAACAGAUAUCAUCAACUUUCCCUAAACGAUCGCAGAAUAUCAAGAGGGGGUCAAUCCAUCACCAGACUUACGAUAAUUCACCUAUACCUAGGUUAUCAGCUACGCCCGCUUAUCUACGUCCAACGCCUUAUAGGAGAAAUUCGUCAGCAUCUUCAAUUCAUUCUUCGAGAGUAUCAAUCAAAUCUGCUCGCAGAGCGGAAAGAGAAUGGAGAGCGAAAGUUGCAGCAUUAUCUUCUGGUUUAUCGCCUUCAACUUCCACAUCGAUUCCUGGCAAUACCCCUCCGAAAAAUACUAUCAAGAUCAAAGGAGGUCCAGUCCCACCUAAGAGAACACCGAUGUCUACUUCUGCUCAUGCGAUGUCACAGACUAGUAGAAGUACCUCACCAUUGUACACCGAAGAAGAAGGGACGAUCAUCGUCACCCCACCUCGUCCAGCUCCUCAGUCGUUCGGCACUCCCUUAUCCAACAAGUCAUUCGAAACUCUGGGUCAUUAUCCCAACUCUUCGACUGUACUAGAUUCGCCUACUCCUAUAUCGGCUACCGAAUGGGAGGGGAGAUCGCGGAAACCCUCUGUACCUCAUUCGGCAUAUUCAAGUGUUUAUUCAACAUUGAGGGAUGAAGAUGGUAUGGCUAGGCCAAUCUCAUUCGCGAGUGGACAAUGGCUAGCUCCUGUCAAUUCCUCACCGCUGAAGAUUGACAUUACCUCCACCCAAAAUACAGAAGAUGAAGGCGUUUUGCUCUCGGCUAAUUCGGUUUGUGUCAAUGGUACACCUACUCCUGACUCACCACAUAGAGAUAAUCUACCUCCAUUUGAAAGUUUCAAAUCUUCACCUAGAAUGGUAGGUAAUUCCGUACUUCCCACCGUGGAAACUCCAACAAAGAUGAAACAUCAUUCAUUGCCUUCCCCACCACGACCUACAACCCAACCGAAACGUAGACCAUCCUUACAUAUUCCAUCUUUGGAGAUCCCAAAUUCUCCACCUACUUUACCUCCCUUAGCUUUCUCCGCACCUUCCACACCUGGGUUAGUCACUCCUACCAAACCAAUUUUGUCUACACCUACCAGAGGAGUUGAAGAGCCUUCUACUCCUUAUUCACCUAUUACUGCGUAUAUCCUCUCCGCACCAUCACCUUCCAUCGACCAAUUAGCAUUCUCUACUUCUUACGGAGCUUUCGUUCCUUCGCCUAUCAGGAAAACAACUUCGACUUCAGCUGAGGUGAAUGAGGACAGUCCGAAAACACCGGUUAGAAAACAUCCUUUUACGUUCGGUGCUAAACCUUCUCCUGAACCUAUAACGAUAAAUAGGGAGUCCUCAGCCGAUGGCCAAAAUGCGGGAAUGAGUAUAAUCCCAAGAAGGAACCAUGUAAAUCACAACUCAAGUUCCUAUAUUCCAAGAUCGUUGCCUUCGACCAACCAUGCCCAGGUCCAGAAUAAUGCACUUAGACCUAAAAACCAUUUGCAAAAUAUCCCGAUGCCUAUCAAGUCGAAUAUAAUCGGUACAGGUACAGAUUCGAGAUAUGCUAAAGAACCUGGAUUGAGGAGAUUAAGAGGUAAAGUCGAUUUAACACCUGGUAUGGAAAAUGGUUGUAGACCACCUAAAAGUGGAUUACCAAUGGCCGAUCUCGAAAGGUGGUUGCAGAAUACUUCCAUAUAG
Molecule: messenger RNA, 2109 nt
Organism: Kwoniella botswanensis
Lineage: Eukaryota; Fungi; Basidiomycota; Tremellomycetes; Tremellales; Cryptococcaceae
Exons: 2
Coding region: 1-2109 (702 amino acids)
Source: RefSeq, a predicted model, not a curated record